CAGCAGCAGCACCAGUACCGCAGAGCGCCUCGUCCUCGUCGUCCCUUUUCCUUGACCACCAGUACCUAGUACCAGUCGCCAUUCGCCAACCAAGAAAGGAGAGAAGGGAGCAGGAGGAGGAAGAAAGAGCUGGGAGGCCAGGCCUUGCUUUUAGGAUAUAUACGAAUGGCUCCGAGCUGCUACGACGUGGCCGCGUCUAUGCUCCUCUGCGCCGAGGACAGCGUCGACGUCAUGUGCCUGGAUGAGGAGGAGGCGGUGGCGCCGGCGGGGAAGAGGCGUGGCCGGUCGCCGGACGCGGAUUUCGGGGCGGACUUGUUCCCGCCGCAGACGGAGGAAUGCGUGGCCGGUUUGGUGCGGAGAGAGCCGGAGCACAUGCCCCGGGCGGACUACGGCGACAGGCUGCGCGCCGGCGGCGUGGAUCUCCGCGUCCGCGGGGUGGCCGUGGAUUGGAUUUGGAAGGUUUACACAUACUACAAUUUUGGACCUCUGACUGCCUACCUGGCUGUGAAUUACCUCGACCGUUUCCUCUCGCGGUACGAGCUGCCGGAAGGCAAGGCCUGGACGACGCAGCUGCUCUCGGUGGCUUGCCUUUAUUUGGCUGCCAAGAUGGAGGAGACUUAUGUCCCACGAUCUCUAGAUCUUCAGAUCGGCGAAGAACGGUACCUGUUCGAGGCCAAGACGAUCCAGAAAAUGGAGCUUCUUGUACUGAGCACCCUCAGUUGGAGGAUGCAGGCCGUGACCCCUUUCUCCUACAUCGACUACUUCCUGGACAAGCUCAACGGCGGCAAUGCGACGCCUCGAAGCUGGCUCUUCCAAUCGGCCUCGGAGCUCAUCCUGUUGGUAGCCAGAGGAACCGGAUGCCUGGGGUUUCGACCCUCGGAGAUCGCCGCCGCCGUCGCGGCAGCCGUGGUCAGAGACGUGGAGGAUGCUGACCUCGCAAAGGCUUGCAGCCAUAUAGACAAGGCGAGGGUGCUGCGAUGCCAGCAGCAGCUGAUGCUGCAUCAUCGUCGGUCGGCCAUGGCCUCUUCCUCCUACUCCCCUGCGCCAUCGAGCCCUGUUGGGGUGCUGGACGCUAGCUGCCUCAGCUGCAAAAGCGAUGAUGCCACAACUAUUGCCGCACAUGGAAGCUGCUUCCAUGAUGGCUCGCCGGUUACCAGCAAGAGGAGGAAGAUCAGCAUGACCGGUCAAAGCGCCCAAUGAUAGGUCACUCCGCUGUACACUUGUCUCAGCAAAGGGAGCGGACUCCAAAAAACAAAAGCCUGAUGUUUUCGAUUGCAACGACGACUGCAUAAAAAGGAGCCGAAAACAAAAGAAGGGGACCAAAAAGGAGGGAGUUUUGACAUGGCGAGACGGCAGGAAGCUGAUGAAUAAAGAGCCGAGGUUGACAACACCAAAUCGCUGAGCUUUUUUAUGGGAGGCAGCAGCCUCGGUGUGCCCCCCAAAAGAGCAAAACCAAACAAAGCAACGCUUUGUGCCACACAAAGCUAAAUGCGAUUGGAUGAUCAGUAGUUGCUGAUGGGACAUGAGUAGGCAAGUAGUACGAGAAGAACUAGGCACUGACAUCCACUAGUUGUAUUAUAUCCUUUUCAUUUUUCCCUUUACAUUUUGUAAGCGAGGAACUGUCCAUUUUGUGGUCAAGAAUGAUCAUGCAACUGCAUAAUAUAACCCAAAAGAUUCUUUUAAAGACAAUCAGAAA
This is a messenger RNA of Lolium perenne, 1696 nucleotides long. RefSeq names its product cyclin-D4-2. Lineage: Eukaryota; Viridiplantae; Streptophyta; Magnoliopsida; Poales; Poaceae. The record is from RefSeq and is a predicted model, not a curated record.